Protobothrops mucrosquamatus (brown spotted pit viper) is the source of this 1705-nucleotide messenger RNA. RefSeq names its product P2Y purinoceptor 2-like. Gene Ontology annotation, molecular function: A1 adenosine receptor binding; G protein-coupled purinergic nucleotide receptor activity; G protein-coupled UTP receptor activity. The coding region runs from base 1 to 1080 and encodes 359 amino acids. The record is from RefSeq and is a predicted model, not a curated record. Gene Ontology annotation, cellular component: plasma membrane. Gene Ontology annotation, biological process: positive regulation of mucus secretion; blood vessel diameter maintenance; phospholipase C-activating G protein-coupled receptor signaling pathway. Lineage: Eukaryota; Metazoa; Chordata; Lepidosauria; Squamata; Viperidae. The transcript has a single exon.
AUGGCGAAUGUCACGUUCCUGUUGUACUCCGUGAACGCCAGCGCCAACUCCUCGGACGCCGAGUGCGGCGAGGAGGAACACCCGUACAAGUGCAAGUUCAACGAGGACUUCAAAUACAUCCUGUUGCCCGUGUCCUAUAGCAUCGUCUUCGUGGUGGGCCUCACCCUCAACCUGCUGGCCCUCUACAUCUUCGUCUUCCGCAUCAAGACUUGGAACACCUCCACCACCUACAUGUUCAACUUGGCGGUGUCCGACUUGCUGUACGUGGUCUCCUUGCCCUUGCUGGUCUACUACUACGCCAUGGAGGACGACUGGCCGUUCAGCGUAGGCUUGUGCAAGAUUGUCCGCUUCCUCUUCUACACCAACCUGUACUGCAGCAUCCUCUUCUUACUUUGCAUCAGCGCCCACCGUUUCAUGGGCGUCUGCUUCCCUCUGAGGUCCCUGGAGUGGGGCCAGGUCCGCUACGCCCGUUGGGUUUCCGCCAUCGUCUGGCUGGUGGUGAUAGGCUGCCAGUCUCCGGUCCUCUUCUUUGUCACCACCAGCCAGAGGUGCAACAGCAUCACCUGCCACGACACGUCCGCCAAGGAACUCUUUGACCAGUUCUUCAUCUACAGUUCGGUUAUGCUGGUCCUUCUCUUCUGCAUCCCUUUCCUCCUUCUCAUCAUCUGCUACUGCAUGAUGGCCCGGAAACUUCUCCAGCCCACGCGGGGCAUCAGCCGGAUGUCCAGUUCCAAGAAGAAGUCAGUCAAGAUGAUCAUCAUUGUCAUGGUGGUCUUUAUCAUUUGUUUCCUGCCCUUCCACGUCACCCGUACGUUGUAUUACUCCUUCCGCAGCUGGGACCUCAGUUGUCCCACGCUCAAUGCCAUCAACCUGGCCUACAAGCUCACCCGCCCUUUGGCCAGCACCAACAGUUGUCUGGACCCCAUCCUGUACUUUUUGGCCGGGCAGAAGUUUGUCAAAUUUGCUUGCCCCCAGAACACGGCGAAAAACGGUAGCCAGUCGGCGACGAGCACCAUCCCCCAUUGCCACUUUCGGGGCAGAGACAACGUAGCCAUGAAAGUCAAAAACACGGUAUCGUAGCCAGUCCUCGUUCCUAACGUUUUCUGCAAAUAUUUUCUGAUGGGAAGAUGCCGAUGACGGAGGAAAGAGCUGCUAAAAUUCUGCAAAGGUGUCUUCCACCAAAGUUGGUACAAAUGGUACAACAGGACGUGUGGGGAAAAAAAUCACUAUUUAAAUAACUUUUUUUGAGAGAGAGAGAGACAGGGAGAGAGAGACAGGAGCAGAAUGCUCUUGAGCACUUAUCUAAAUUUCCAAGGUGAAUCUUGUAUCACGGAAGAUUAGUUGUGGCUAUAACUAGAAGAGAUUAUGUCUUGGGGAAAAAAAUUAAUGUAAAUCAGACAUCGGCUGGGUUCACACAACACAGAAACAGGGUCAAAAUGUGACCAAGGUGGGCCAGUAACAGCUGACGCCGAGGUCUUAUCACUUGUUUGUUCCUAAAUAUUGUAAUAUUCACUGUGUUUGCAAUUAUGGACAAUUUCCCUUUAUUAAUGUCCCUCUGAGACUCUUUGGAAGAAUAAAAAUAACAGUUUGUACUGAUACAUAUAACUUGCUAAAUUUGGUUAGCAUUAACCUUGAUUGAGUUUUUGGUGGCUAAAGGUGUCGUCUUCAAUUAACCAGAUUACUACACCAGGUUAAUCUAGGGGUG